This is a messenger RNA of Mycotypha africana, 711 nucleotides long. RefSeq lists its product as uncharacterized. The transcript is spliced from 4 exons. Gene Ontology annotation, molecular function: ubiquitin protein ligase activity. NCBI's taxonomy places the organism in Eukaryota, Fungi, Mucoromycota, Mucoromycetes, Mucorales, Mycotyphaceae. The record is from RefSeq and is a predicted model, not a curated record. Gene Ontology annotation, biological process: protein ubiquitination; ubiquitin-dependent protein catabolic process. Bases 1 to 711 code for a protein of 236 amino acids. Gene Ontology annotation, cellular component: ubiquitin ligase complex; cytosol.
AUGCUGAAUUUCUUGUUAUUCAAGGUGAUAUUUGUGGGGGCAGUAAUGGAACCGGUAUGGCAGCAUAUCUUGAGAUUAUCCAUAUGGAUCGGCGUGCUGGGAUUUAUGAGAAUAUUCAGUUUACUCAGUCGCGAUAGAUUAGAUAACUUGACCACUAUUGCAUUUGUUUCGAUGAAGAAAUACUACAAAAUUACAGCUUUUUUAUCAACAAUCCUCUUCAGUAAUAUUGUAUGGUACAUGGGUACACUUUAUUUUUUCCCAGCGUCUAUAGCGUUUCUUACAUUAGAAUUUUUACCGGUUGUACUGGAUACAUUACAAGUAUUAAUCAGAUAUUUAACCCAUUUGAUGGAUCAAUGGAGAGAUAAUGGAUUCGAAAGUCGACGGCUGAUCAAUUACUAUACUGAACUCAGCGCAGAUGUUUUGAUACUGGGCUGUACGCUAUUACAGUAUCUACAACUAAUGUGGAUGCAUGGGAUCUCCUUUGGUUUUGUUGAUAUUGUGUUGUUUUUGAAUGUGCGAAGCGUUUUAAAAAACUUGUAUUCAAAAAUUGUCAUGUAUCGUGACCGAUGGAAAGCUAUGGCAUAUGUACGAGAUCAAUAUGUUGAUGCAACACCGGAAGAGUUGGCAAAUUACAAUGAUGACUGUGCUAUCUGUAGAGAAAGAAUGAAAACAGCCAAAAAGCUUGCCUGUGGGCAUUUAUUCCACUUGUAA